Messenger RNA from Loxodonta africana (African savanna elephant), 1100 nucleotides. It is a transcript of the gene RGS11, whose product is annotated as regulator of G protein signaling 11. The record is from RefSeq and is a predicted model, not a curated record. Gene Ontology annotation, cellular component: plasma membrane; neuron projection; cytoplasm. NCBI's taxonomy places the organism in Eukaryota, Metazoa, Chordata, Mammalia, Proboscidea, Elephantidae. Gene Ontology annotation, molecular function: GTPase activator activity. Gene Ontology annotation, biological process: intracellular signal transduction; regulation of G protein-coupled receptor signaling pathway; positive regulation of GTPase activity.
UGCCCUGUCUGAGCAAGGUAGGUGCCGGAUGGGCUCUGGCACCAGGCCUGGGGGUCGCGCUGCCCCUCGAAUUUCCCGGCCUCAGGGGAGGGGCCGAAAGGGGUUGGAGGGGCUGCGUGAGUUGGGACGAGGUGUUGGGGUGACUGCUCAGUGUGGGCUGGUGAGACCCCUGGGGGCCAGAGAUUCGCCCCCUAGACUCCUCCGGCCCUUCCCCCUCCUCUGCCGCCUGCCGCGGCUGAAAUCCCACCAUUAGUGCUCGUUAAUCCCACCCAUCUCUGAGCCUGCUGAUCCGGGGCCAUCCAGGCCGGUUCCUGAGAGCCCCUCGAGGCUUCUCUGCCAGAUGGAGCGGGUGGUCGUGAGCAUGCAGGACCCCGUGGGCGUGAAGAUGCGGAGCCAACGCCUGCUUAUCACCGUCAUUCCGCACGUGGUGACCGGUAACGACAUCGUGGAGUAGCUGAUCCAGAAGUACUCCAUCUCCGAGGAGGGUGAGGGGUCCCUGCACUUGAUCACCCUCCUGGUGCGGCACAGCUACAUAUACCCUCUGCAGUAACCAUGCAGCCUCUUACUACAGUCAGAUGAGACCCCCUACAGGUUCCAGAGGCUGUAUUUCUGGACAAGCACUCUGUGGCCAGCAGCUGAGCUGGACUGUGCCAUUUACCUGGCCAAGAAGAACAUCAGAAAGCAGGGAGCUCUGGCUGACCAAUGAGAAGCUCCCCAGGACCACUGUGACCAGCUGCACAAGAAAAUCAACCACAUGUGAGACCUGGUAUUGAUGCAGGCCAGGGAACAACUGCGGGUGGCCAAGCAGUGCCAGAAGGGGGACAGGCUGGUCAUCGCCUGCCAGGAGCAUACCUACUGGCUGGUGAACAGGCCUCUGGUGAGCCCCCCUGUGCCCACCGAGGUAGUGGGGGCUCUGGAGCUGCCCGUCACCCUCCAGACCUCAGGGCGGCUGUGGCCCUGGCACCCCCCCAGGAACCUGAAGUUCAGCAGCCAGGAUAGGCUUCACAACCCCACCAUGUCGGGGUGCCUGCCCAGCAACCCCUGGAUCACAGAUGACACUGCCUACUGGGCCAUGAACGCGCACACGUAAGCUGGGGACG